UUGGGCCUGAGCUGGGGGGAUACGGAAAGCAGCGUUAGGUGUCAUAAACCAGGGUGGACAGGAGACGUUGAACCGGACAGACUGUGUUCCUCCAUAGCCUCAAUUACCUUUUCUCCUGUCUAGCUUCAGGGGGGCCCCGGGGCUGGGGGGCGGGCACCUGAGGCUGGGCGGGGGUGGGACUGGGGGCCUGGGAAGGAGAGAAGGGCUGCGAGGGCCGGAGCCGAGUGUGUGAGUGUGUGUGGAGCGGCCCAGGGGGCCUGAUGCCAAAACAGAAAGUGUCCCGGGGCUUUGUUGGCGAAGGGUAUUGUCGUGGAGCUAUGAACAGGGCGACGGGUCCCGGGGCCUUACCCAGGCAGCACCGAGGCGAGCUAGCGGCCAAGAUGCUAGGUCGCUGUGUAGGGCCCAGCAGAUCGGGGUGGUGGUGGAGAAGGAGAUGGGGUGCCGGGGCAUCCCGAGGCAGUGGAGCGAGGCGCCGGGUGAGGUCUUCGAUAUCAAAAACGCGCAGUAAGCGUGCAGAAAGGCUGCAGGAUUGUCAGCCAUCAAGAGAGAAGAUGCGGGCUGCAGAGACGGUCGAUGCGGCUGGGGAGAAAGAGGCUGUGGGGACGCCUGGGACUAUAGGCUCCAUUGAGGCAGCAAGGGAUCCCAAGGCUGUAUGGGUGAACGGAGCUGUGGGCGAGCCUGAGGUGGUGGGGCCUGCUGGGUCCGUGUGGGUCACUAGAUCCGGGGAAGAGGAGGCAGGCGGCAGCAGUCCCCAGGGCUGUGAAAGGAAAGGUCGUCCUGGGACAAUGGGGCAUGGAAGCAUUCUGGAACUGUGGUUGAAGGUGCAGGCUAUGAGGGCAGCUUCAGGAUGUGGGGUGGGGAGCAGAGUGGAACUUCAUCCUGUGCCUGCAGGAGAAGGGCCAGUCGAAAGGGGUAUCCCCGGCCGGGCUUUCUGGAUAGAAACAAGCCAAGGGGGUGUCACAGGACCGUGGGUGAGAGGACAGGCAAGGCCAUUUCCCCAGGCCUCAGGACAGUCCACAGUCACGGGAACAGGGCCAGGUUGUGGGCGUAGGCAAGCUGGGAAGGUGCCCCCUGUGGUUGCUCCUGGUGCUGUGGAGUUAAACUGUGCACCUGCCCCAAGUCCUUGGGAAAGAGCGCAGGUCAUAGGGCAGCCUGAGGUUAUGGAGAUAACCUCGGGCUGUGGGACUGCAUCAGAUCAGUGUGGGAGAGGACAGUCAGGGCAGGAUCCUGGGGCUCUGACACAAGGAGCACUCCGAGGGGGCAGCCCAGGCCUAUGGGGAAAUGUACAGGCUGCAGGGAACCUCAAUGCUGUGGUAGUACCUAGGGUUGUGGAGGAGGAAGCUACGCCUGUGUGUGUCCCAGGCAUGUGGCAGAGGAGACACGAAGUAGAAGAUAAAAUUUCUGAAGGGUUCCCUGGGGUGUGGGGUAUGGGGCAGCCUGUGGGGGUGCCUUGUGUUACUACUAAAGAGGAAGCUAGAUGUGGGUGUGGUCCAGGGCUCAGGGAAAAGGGACAGGAUAUGUGGGUAGAGUCGGGCUCUGGUGGUGACCUAGGGUUGUGGGAAGCUGCACAGACAAUGGAACCAGCUGGUCCUGGGGUGCAGGAGGCAGGUUCUCAGCAGGUACCCCAGGGCCUAUGGGGUAUAGAACAGGCUAUGAGGGUACCUAGGACUUUGGGGAAGGAGACAGACUGUGAGAGUGUCCCAGGGCUGUGGGGAACAGCACAGCUGCCAGGACUGUCCCAGGCUGUGGUGGUACCUGAAGCCCAGAGUGAAGGCACCCUCUAUGGUGGUGUCCCAGACCUGUGGGAGAGGCAACGGGUUCUGGGGACUCCUCCGGCUGAGGCAGUGGGAGACAUACACAGUGGGAGUGUCCUGAGCCUGCAGGAGGGGAGGCAGGCCAGUGGGGAGCCUGAGGCUCUGGUGCCAGGAGCUGCAGGGGCAGCUGGGCCUCCCGAUGCAGAGGCAGACUGUGGGGCUGUCUCUUGUCCAUGUGGGAGAAGGCAGACUCUUAGAGCAUCUGAGAUACCAGGGAUGUCCAAGACAGCUAGUACAGCCAGGCACAGGCAUUCCCCAGUAGGAGUACCCACAGCUCUGGGUGUACCCAGAUCUGGAAGGAGACUGGGCCGGGUACCUGCUGCCGUGUGGGUGUCUGGCCCUGUGUGUCGGGAAAUCAACGGUAGAAACGUUUCAAACCCAUGGAAAAGUUGCACUGUCCCAGUGCCCUUGGGUUCAGAGGGGGCUGUGGCUCCUGAAGAGCUGUGGUCUGUGGGAGAGAAUGCUGGUUCCUGGGAAAGGAGACAGGCUGUCAGGGUGCCAGGGGCUCCUGUAGCAUCUGGUCCUCCGGAUGUAGAGACUGGCUUUUUAGAAAGGAGACACCUUGUAGGAACACCUGUGACUGGGGAGGUGUCCCCAGCUGGUGGGCGACAUGUGGCUUCUAGGGUGCUUGGGCCUGUGUGGGAAGAAACUGGCUCAGCAAGUGGCUCAGGCGUGAGCCGGGAAAGACAGGUAGACAAGAGUUCCACAACGAUGGGGGCAUCCACCUCUGCCAGGAUGCCCGAGCCCGUGGGAGAGAGGACUGGAUCUGGAUGCAUUGCAGCCUCGUCAGGGAACAGGCAGACUACAGGCAUGUCCAUGGCUGUGGGGCCCUCUGAGGCUGUGAUGCAAGAGACACUCUCCGAGGGUCUGCUGGACUUACUAGGAAGAAGGCAAACUGCUGGGCUGCCUGUGGCUGCUAGGCUUCCCGUUGCCUUGGGGGUGCCCACAGCUUCUAGGGUCCAUGGGCCCCAGAUGGUGGGGGAGGGUGUCCCCGGGGAUGGCUCAGGCACCUGGAGGAGACAAGGCACUGGCGCUCCUACUGCUGCCCGGAGUCCUGGACCCUUGGAGGGGGAGACAGGUUUUGAAGGUGUCUCAGGCCUGUGGAGAAGGAGGCACAGUGGAGCCUUCCCUGAGACUGCAAGGGUGCCAGUGCCACUGGGAAGGAUUGGAGCCGGAGGAGUUCCUGCGGCAAGGCAUGUGCCUGCUGCAGUGUGGGUGACUGAGUCCUCAGGAGAAAGCUCAGAUGUGGGUGCCUCGGGCCUGACAGCAAUGAGCAGACAGUCCGCAGAGGGAGCUGAGCCUUCAGGGGAGCAGACGGGAGAUAGAAGUGUCCUGGGAAUGAUAGGAAGGGGCCAGGCUGUAGGGGUGUCUUACACCCGGGGGCAUGAAGCCUGGUUCUGGAACUGUCCAAGGUCUGCGGAAGAACAAACAGCCCAUGAGAAUAUUCCCCGAGUGUCUGGGAUAAGAAUGGCUGUGGCGGUGCCCCCAGUGUCAAGAGAGGAAAUAGACCCCAGUCAUUUUAGAGAUCACCCACAGCAGAGUGGGAGGAGACAGGUCAGAGAAAUGUCGGGAAUCGGAGUGAGGGGGAAUGAUUGGAGAGAAAAUUGUGUGGGGGAAGACACACUGAGGGGGACGUUCUAGUCGUGUGUGUAGGGAGCAAGUUGGGGGUAUCCUGGGGCUCUGUGGGAGGGAACAGGUUGGGGUAGGUUUGUCCUGCACUGUGGGUAAAGGCACAAGUUACAGAGAUGUCAGGAUGCAGUGAGGUUCCAGGGUAUGUAGGGUGACCAUCUGGGCGGUUUCCUGAGCAGUGGGAAAGCGGCGGACUGCUAGAAGAGCAGUGUACCAGGACUUUGUACAGGGGGUGGUUGGGGAGGGUGUCCCAGUCUCUGUGUGCAUGUGUGUGUGUGUAUGUAUGAUUACUUGACAUAUCUAAGAACUCUGGGGGUCAUGUAGAUUUUUCCUGUUGGAGAGUGGACUUUUGGGCCUUUGGCUGGUGGAAGCAGCCAGGGGAAAGUCCUGGCGGACACUCUGGCCUCACAUCUACAGCUUUUCUGCAGCUUCAGCCCCUGAC
Molecule: messenger RNA, 3885 nt
Organism: Cavia porcellus (domestic guinea pig)
Lineage: Eukaryota; Metazoa; Chordata; Mammalia; Rodentia; Caviidae
Product: collagen, type I, alpha 1b
Exons: 1
Coding region: 261-3455 (1064 amino acids)
Source: RefSeq, a predicted model, not a curated record